UAGCCUGCAAAAAGAAACGAAAAAAAAAGUUUGAUGCUCAUGACCGUCAUGUCCUCCUCCACUUCCUCUUCUUCAGUUGCUAGCACUGCUGCUACAAAUGUCGUUUUUGAGAUUGGAAAAUACAAGGUGGUGCUCCAAAGAGCUGAACCAGAGACUACAUGCAGCACCAAGUCCUCAAAUAUUCCAGUUCCACCUCCAAAGCCUCUUCUGAUUGGCAUGCCUUGUGAAGCUGGAGAAUUCCCUCUCUUGCUGCUCCUCCAUGGUUACCUUCUCUCCAACUCUUUCUACUCUCAGCUUAUCCAACACAUCGCUUCUCAUGGCUUCAUUGUCGUUGCCCCUCAGUUAUAUACAAUAGCUGGACCAGAUUCAACAGGUGAGAUCAAGUCUACAGCGGCAAUAACAAAUUGGUUAUCUGAAGGACUUCAGUUCUUGCUUCCACCCCAUGUUCAGGCAAAUCUAAGCAAGCUAGCACUUGCCGGCCACAGCCGUGGAGGCAAAGUCUCUUUUGCACUAGCAUUCGGGCAAGAAGGAAACACUAAUCGAAAGUUUUCAGCCUUAAUAGGCAUUGACCCAGUUGAUGGAAUGGACAAAGGGAAACAAACCCCUCCACCAGUACUAACCUAUGUUCCUCAUUCAUUUGAUCUUGAUAUGGCAGUGAUGGUGAUUGGUUCUGGUUUGGGUGAGGUGAAAAGGAACCCUCUGUUCCCUCCUUGUGCUCCAAAAGGUGUUAACCAUGAGGACUUCUUCAACGAAUGCCAAAAACCAGCAUGUUAUUUUGUGGCAAAGGAUUAUGGUCAUCUUGAUAUGCUGGAUGAUGAAACCAAGGGGAUCAGAGGGAAAUCUACAUACUGUGUGUGCAAAAAUGGAAAGUCAAGGGAACCCAUGAGGAAGUUUGUUGGAGGGGUUGUGGUUGCAUUCCUUCAAGCUUAUUUAGAAGGUGAUAGUAGCCACUUAACGGCUAUAAAAGAUGGGCUUGAUGAGACUGUGCCAGUAGAGCUUCAAAUUGUUAAAUUUAAUUUAUGAAGUUUAGGAGCUGUGUUCAAAAAGCAAUAGAAAAAGAUUAAGCUGUAGUUUCCCAAAACAAACUUAAUUUCUUUAUAUAUGUUACUUGCUCAGUUUGCUCCAUUAUAAAUCU
Molecule: messenger RNA, 1135 nt
Organism: Prunus mume (Japanese apricot)
Lineage: Eukaryota; Viridiplantae; Streptophyta; Magnoliopsida; Rosales; Rosaceae
Gene: CLH2
Product: chlorophyllase 2
Biological process (GO): chlorophyll catabolic process
Molecular function (GO): chlorophyllase activity
Source: RefSeq, a predicted model, not a curated record